Larimichthys crocea (large yellow croaker) is the source of this 3049-nucleotide messenger RNA. RefSeq names its product transcription factor CP2 (gene tfcp2). NCBI's taxonomy places the organism in Eukaryota, Metazoa, Chordata, Actinopteri, Sciaenidae. Bases 336 to 1865 code for a protein of 509 amino acids. Gene Ontology annotation, biological process: regulation of transcription by RNA polymerase II. The transcript has 17 exons. Gene Ontology annotation, cellular component: nucleus. Gene Ontology annotation, molecular function: RNA polymerase II cis-regulatory region sequence-specific DNA binding; DNA-binding transcription activator activity, RNA polymerase II-specific. The record is from RefSeq and is a predicted model, not a curated record.
AAGAAGAAGAAGCAGAAGCAGAGAACCGGAUACCGGAAGUCCUCUCCCGUCGCAGCGAGAUAAACAAACAAAAGCAAACCGAGUUUUCUCGGUAACUCUCCGGUGUGACUCCGUUACCUCGCGCCUCCGCGCACCGACAUGUCUGACGGGAAUAACUCGUGGCCCUGACUCGCGGUGAGUGACGUCACGAGGCUGUGAGUUAGCUGGCAGGCUAAUGUAGCUUUAGCUCGUGAUGGCGUGACACGAGACACAAACAGGUUGUGGGAAAAAGGUAAAACUUCCGUUUUAACCGGAAACGCUGCACUCCGUCAGAUCUUCACGUCGUCGUCGUCACCAUGGCGUGGGCUCUGAAGUUGCCGCUCACGGAUGAAGUGAUCGAGUCCGGACUGGUCCAGGACUUUGAUGCCAGUCUCUCGGGCAUCGGUCAGGAGCUUGGUGCCGGGGCGUACAGCAUGAGCGACGUACUCGCCCUCCCCAUCUUCAAGCAGGAGGAGUCCAACCUGCCUCCGGACAGCGACAACAAGAUCCUUCCCUUUCAGUAUGUUCUGUGUGCAGCUACCUCGCCGGCCGUUAAACUGCAUGACGAAACGCUCACCUACCUCAACCAAGGCCAGUCCUAUGAAAUUAGAAUGCUUGACAAUCGGAAAAUUGGGGAACUUCCGGAAAUCACUGGUAAAAUGGUGAAGAGCAUCAUUCGCGUGGUGUUUCAUGACCGCCGACUUCAGUACACGGAGCACCAGCAGCUGGAAGGCUGGCGCUGGAACAGGCCCGGAGAUCGCAUCCUCGACCUGGAUAUCCCCAUGUCCGUCGGCAUAAUCGACCCCAGGGCUAACCCUACUCAGCUUAACACUGUGGAGUUCCUUUGGGACCCAUCAAAAAGAACCUCAGUUUUUAUCCAGGUACAUUGCAUCAGCACAGAAUUCACCAUGCGCAAGCAUGGAGGAGAAAAGGGCGUUCCCUUUCGCAUCCAGAUCGACACGUUUAAAGAGAACGAGAAUGAAGAGUACACAGAACACCUCCACUCUGCCUCCUGCCAGGUCAAAGUCUUCAAGCCUAAAGGUGCGGACAGAAAGCAGAAGACAGACAGGGAGAAGAUGGAGAAGAGGGCGCCACAGGAAAAGGAAAAGUACCAGCCCUCCUAUGAAACCACAAUCCUGACAGAGUGCUGUCCCUGGCCAGAGGUCACAUAUGUCAACAACUCCCCAUCUCCUGGCUUCAACAGCACGCACAACAGCUUCCCGGUUGCGGAAGGAAAUGGAUCACCAAACCACCAGCCUGAGCCCGUGGUUCAGGUAGCAGAUUAUUUUGAAGACACAGAAGGCAGCAUCCUGACAUGUAUUAAUUUGUUACCCACGGCGACACCACAAGAUGCACAACAGUGGCUUUUAAGAAACCGCUUCUCGCCCUUCUGUCGGCUCUUCACCAACUUCUCAGGGGCAGACCUGCUGAAGCUGACCAGGGAGGAUGUCAUUCAGAUCUGCGGCCCAGCUGAUGGCAUACGACUUUUCAACGCGCUGAAGGGACGCGUGGUACGCCCGAGGCUGACCAUCUACGUCUGCCAGGAGUCUCAGCAGGCGCGGGAGCAGCAGGUGAAACAUGAAAACGGAGAUGCUGCCGCCAACACUUUCUUUGUAUAUCACGCAAUUUACCUGGAGGAGCUCACGGCUGCCGAGCUGACGGAGAAGAUCGCUCAGCUCUUCAACAUCUCGCCCAGACAGAUCAAUCAGAUCUUUAAACAGGGUCCCACUGGCAUCCACGUGCUGGUCAGUGAUGAGAUGAUUCAGAACUUCCAGGAUGAAGUAUGUUUUGUAUUGGACACAAUGAAAGACGACACAAACGACGGCUACCACAUCAUCUUGAAGUGAAUACCAGGCAUGCGAAUACGUGUUGGCUGUCGUCUUUUAGACCCGAUCCAGUCGGCCCCUCUAGACUGCUCGCUGUUCCUGGGAUAUGUGGAGAUGCCCUCCGAGAAACUCUCUUGAGGCUGCUAUGGAGGAAUAUGAUGACUGAAGCACCCGGCCCUCUCCUGAUUAUACCUUAUUGUCUUACUUUAGAGGGAUUGACUCUUGCCACAGCGAAGUUAACAGUCUCCUUCUUGCCCCCUGCCAUUGUCUCUCCCUUUUUAAAUGGUUGCAUUUCUUCCUCUGUCGCUUUUGUCUCAUUGAAAGAGGUUCAUGGCACGACAGCUGCUAUCGCUGCUUAUUCGUCAGCUGAGCAUCUGGUGUGCCAAAGCUUGUUUGUCGUGUCUCUUUUAUUAAAAACCCAACAACCAAAAAAAAAAUAAUAAUAAAAGUGACAAAAACGAGAGACAGUUACUCUGACAACUCGUCAAUGCAGCAUGAUUUCUUCAUGCCAGGUCGCCUCACGGGAUCCACUUUAAGCCAGUCUCACUAAACACAAUCACACGUCGAGGAAUCACAAGAUCAGCUAAGGGGACAUUAAGGGAAGCCGUUGGGAUCCAGCUGUUCUCCACGUAACAUCUGUGACACGUCAGUCUUUUCACUGGAUUGAACUGUUAACUCCCAAACACUGUUUGGUCCUUUUUUAUAGUUAGUGUUAGAGCACAUACCGGCCACUCGAGGUUUGUUACUUAUGAAUCUUGAACGAUGACGAUGAAACACUGUCUCUAUGUUAGUGAUCACAGUGGCAACACCAGCAAAAUUCUGUCUCUGGUCCCGUGUACGUCCUCCUCCUCCCAUCAGCCUUUCUAGCAUUUUAUUUCCCUCCCUCAAAUAAUUUGUAAAUAGAUUAUUAUUUUAAAAUGUUUUCAUAAAGAAUCGUGUGUUAUUCCAGCAGUUUGUUUUUUGUUUCUUUUCUCAAUGAUCUUUUUAACAUACUUGUGUCUCUAUCAUGUCGUUUUUGGACGUUACCACUUCCAAACACUAAUACAUGUAACUGAGCUGUUAUCACAGCGGCGCUGCAUGUGGAAAGAUACGGUUAGUUUAUGUUCAGUUGAUAGCUUGACUUUUUUUUUUUUUAGAUCUCCAUCUUUGCAACCCUUCCUCCAUCUCAUCAGCAUUAUUAAAACAUACUUACCUGUGGUACACGC